This is a messenger RNA of Zymoseptoria tritici IPO323, 1236 nucleotides long. RefSeq lists its product as uncharacterized. Gene Ontology annotation, cellular component: fungal-type vacuole membrane. Lineage: Eukaryota; Fungi; Ascomycota; Dothideomycetes; Mycosphaerellales; Mycosphaerellaceae. The record is from RefSeq and is a predicted model, not a curated record. Gene Ontology annotation, molecular function: transmembrane transporter activity. The annotation marks the transcript as partial. The transcript is spliced from 2 exons. Gene Ontology annotation, biological process: transmembrane transport.
GAUGGCAAUGAAUACCCUGAAGGUGGCUUGCGCGCCUAUCUGGUGGUAUUCGGCUCCUUUUGUGGACUACUGGCUGCGCUUGGAAUCAUGAACACCGUUGGAUUGUAUCAGGCAUAUCUCGGAGAGAACCAGCUCUCUGGUUAUAGCGAGAGUGCAAUCGGCUGGAUCAUCAGCAUCUAUGUGUUCCUCAGUUUUGGAGUCGGGUUAAUCAUCGGCCCUAUCUUCGACGUGUACGGACCGCGAUGGUUCGUGCUCGCCGGUUCCAUCUGCAUCAUGGUGUGCAUGAUGCUGCUCGGUGUCUGUACCGCAUACUGGCACUUUCUCAUCGUCUUCGGCAUCAUCGGAGGCGUUGGCACGGCGCUGAUCUUUACGCCCGCAAUUUCCUCCAUCGGCCACUUCUUCUACAUCAAACGUGGUUCCGCCACUGGUCUCGCUACCGCUGGAGGAUCCCUAGGCGGAGUCAUCUUCCCAUUGAUGUUGCAGAAUCUGUUCCCGAAAGUUGGCUGGGGUUGGGCGACCAGAAUUCAAGGCUUCGCUUUUCUGGCUUUGCUCGUCGCCACCAACCUACUCGUUCGUUCACGACUGCCACCGAAGCCGGGCCAAUCCAUUCUGCCUGACUUUCGGAUCUUCCGUCAGGUCGACUUCGCUCUCGUCACAGCCGGCAUCUACUUCAUGGAAUGGGGUCUAUUCGCACCAAUCACUUAUCUGACUCAGUAUGCUCUGUACUCGGGCGCGAUGAGCACGACCUUUGCGUACCAGAUUAUUGCCAUCUUCAACGCUGGCUCUACGCUUGGUCGUUGGUUGCCGGGAUACUUCGCCGACAGGAUUGGAAGAUACAACACCAUGAUCCUCGCUCUCGCCCUCUGCUUGGUAGCUUCUUUCGGCCUCUGGCUACCUGCGACAUUGCUGUCCGCGUCUGACGAUCGAGACUCCCACAAGACCGCUGUCUUUGGGCUCACCAUUGCCUUCUCGGUCGUGUUUGGCUUCGCUUCCGGCUCCAACAUUAGUCUGACGCCUGUAUGUGUCGGGCAGCUGUGCGAGACCGAGCAGUAUGGACGAUACUACGCGACCUGCUACACUAUCGUGGCGCUCGGAACCUUGACUGGAAUUCCGAUUGCCGGCGCUCUUGUCCAGGCUUGUGACGGAGCUUUCUGGGGUGUAGCGAUCUUCACUGGCAUGUGUUACGCCGUCUCGAUCGCGGCGUUUGUGACUGUCAGAGUCAUGAGAGGAGGAUGG